This is a messenger RNA of Pneumocystis murina B123, 1489 nucleotides long. RefSeq lists its product as hypothetical. The transcript is spliced from 11 exons. Gene Ontology annotation, biological process: L-serine catabolic process; folic acid metabolic process; tetrahydrofolate interconversion. NCBI's taxonomy places the organism in Eukaryota, Fungi, Ascomycota, Pneumocystomycetes, Pneumocystales, Pneumocystaceae. Gene Ontology annotation, cellular component: cytoplasm. The record is from RefSeq and is a predicted model, not a curated record. The coding region runs from base 23 to 1489 and encodes 488 amino acids. Gene Ontology annotation, molecular function: glycine hydroxymethyltransferase activity; serine binding; cobalt ion binding.
UUUGAAUAGAAUAACAACUUCGAUGUAUCCCUAUUGCCGAAUAGUAAAUCUUUUUCCACGAGUUAAUGGGUUACGUUUGCAGAAAUUAUAUAUGUCUCUUUCAUCCAAUAAUUCGCUUUUAAGCACACCUUUGUCAAAAUCUGAUCCAGAAGUAGAUAAUUUAAUUAAAUUAGAAACAAAACGUCAAUUAGAGUCAAUUGUAUUGAUCCCUUCUGAGAAUUUCACAUCUCAAGCAGUUUUGAAUGCGUUGGGAUCUCCUAUGCAAAAUAAAUAUUCUGAAGGAUAUCCGGGUGAUCGUUAUUAUGGGGGAACCAUGUAUAUUGAUCAGAUGGAAUUGCUUUGCCAGAAAAGAGCAUUGGAUCUUUACGGCUUAAAUCAUGAAGAAUGGGGCGUUAAUGUUCAACCAUUAUCAGGGUCUCCUGCUAAUUUUUAUGUAUAUACGGCGUUAAUGAAGCCUCAUGAGAAACUUAUGGGGUUGGAUUUACCAGAUGGUGGACAUAUUUCCCAUGGUUAUUCGACUACAUUUAAAAAUAUUUCAGCCGUAUCUUCUUAUUUUUCAUCUGUUCCUUAUAAAACUAAUCCAAAAACGAAUAUUAUUGAUUAUGAUGAACUCGAAGUUCUUUCAAAACGUGUAAUGCCAAAAAUUAUCAUUGCAGGAACAUCUUCUUAUCCUAGACUUUUGGAUUAUUCACGUUUUUCCAAGAUUGCAAAGAAUGUGGGUUCUUUUUUGAUGGCGGAUAUGUCACAUAUUUCAGGUCUUGUAGCUGCAGGCGUAGUUCCUUCGCCCUUCGACUAUGCUGAUAUUGUUACAACUACGACUCAUAAAUCAUUACGAGGACCUCGUGGUGCUAUGAUUUUUUUUCGGAAAAAAAUAAAAAAAUUAGAUAAGAAUGGCAACGAAGUUCUUUAUAACCCCGAAAAUCAUAUAAAUUGUUCUAUUUUUCCCGGACAUCAGGGUGGUCCUCAUAAUCAUACAAUAUCUGCACUCACUGUUGCUCUUAAGCAAGCAAAAACUCCAGAAUUUAAAGAAUAUCAGAAACAAGUGCUUAAAAAUUCAAAAGCAAUGUCGGACAGAUUUAUAGAAUUGGGCUAUGAACUUGUAACAGGAGGCACUGAUACUCACUUAAUUUUGAUAGAUUUGACCAAAAAAGGCAUUGAUGGUGCUAGAGUUGAAAAAGUUUUAGAAUUGGCAAAUAUUUCUGCAAAUAAGAAUGCUAUUCCUAGCGAUAAAUCGCCUUUUACUCCAAGUGGUUUAAGAUUAGGAUCCCCUGCAAUGACUACACGAGGACUUAAAGAAAACGAUUUUCUUAAGAUAGUCGAUUUUGUUGAUAGAGCUAUAAAAAUUACUAUUAAUAUUCAAAAAAUAUGUCAAAGUAAAAAGUUGAUUCAUUUUAAAGAAUAUCUCGGUACUGGUGAGAAUAUUACUGAAUUACAUGAUUUAAAAAAUGAAAUAAUAGAUUGGGUAUCUAAUUUUUAUAUCCCAUACUAA